CAAAAAUUUUACCAGUAAGGAAAUAAACCCGGAACGUAAACAUCAUACCGCUGACUGUGUCAUUUCCGGUCAGGCUAUUUUCACAUUCAAUAAAAUGGCAACACCGAGCAGUGGCACUUCCCGGCGUUUAGUCCAGUAUGUGAUUGUCCGAUCAGACCUGAUACACACUUUAUCAUGGCCUUUAGGGGCGGUUAUAACUCAAGCCUGUCACGCGGCCACUGCUGCCAUUCAUUUACACUACAGUGACCCUGAUACGCAGGAAUACCUGGCAGAACUGGACAGCAUGCACAAAGUAGUGCUGCAGGCACCAGAUGAGGCAUCUCUCUCCACUCUUUCCAGUACGCUGCGUGAAAAAGACAUUGCACAUAAACUAUGGAUGGAGCAGCCAGAGAAUAUCCCCACAUGUUUGGCAUUGAAGCCCUACCCUAAAGAGACUGUGCAGCCAUUUCUAAAAAAGUUCAAGCUUUUCAAGUGAUUUCUGUAUGAACUGUGCAAUAUUCUGAAAUUAACUGUACUAUGUAAACACAAAAAAUGGUCAGAAUGGAAUUUGGCUGAAGGAACCAUCUAAAACAGCCUUAACAUCACAUCUUUGGUUACAUCCACAUUUUGUCUUGAUUUUUCUAUGUGGAAAAAGGCCACUCACUGAAGUUGUGUUAGUAAUGUAAAUUAUUUAAUAUCUAAAAUGAAAACUGAAUGUCUUUAUUCUGCAUUGUGAUCAGUUGGGUAAUAAAUGUAAUCAGUGUCGACAAUGGAAUCUGAAAUAAUCCCAAAUGUUUUGAAAUGUAUUGUAAGGGCUUCUGAAAUAUGUAUACUUUUACAAAUUAAUAGUUUAAACUAAGAGAGAAUUAUUAUUAUUAUUAUUUUAUUCAAGAACAAAAGAGCCUUACGAGCCGUUUGUAUUUUUGGGAAGAAAAAAUAACAUGGUGACCAAUAAAGUUCGAUUUUCUUGUUAAUGACUUACAGUACCGCUACUCCCUAUACACAGAAUACGCAGUUUGCGUAGGGCACCAUCCCAGUUGCUCAAAAAAAAAAAAAACUUUCGUUUAAUAUUAAUAUAUAUGUUCAUGUUUAGAUUUUUAUUUAUGUAUAUCAUUAUAAAAAAAUGCAUUUUACAGUGAACACAGUAGGCAGCAGGCUAAGCACACGUGACGCGCCAUUUCCGCAUCCGCGCUCGCGGACUGCAAAUGAUCAUAAUUGAUGGACAAGUAUACCCGAGAAAAGACACCAGCAAUCCAGCGCCAAGAAAAAAAACAAAAGAUGAAGCCCGUGCAUUACUUCCAGGUACUUUCUUAAUCUCGUGACACUUUUUUUUUUUUUUUGGCUGUUGACGUUAAUAACGUGAUUUAAUGUCGGCAGUAAUUUAACCACCAACAACGCAUCUAAUAUUCUCUCUUGAGUUUCCAUGUUACCUUACAAAAAUUAGCCAUGGUUUUACUACGAAUAAAACCAAAAAUCAUGGUCCUUGUAGCCAUGGUAACCACAAAUUAACCAUGGUUUUGUUACUUCAAAUAAUAGUUUACAAUUAUGAUAAUAUAUUUUUUUGUGUGUGGUUAUAAAAACAGACCUAAGCCAACAACAGCCUUUAAAAUGACUUAAAAAUGCAUUAUUUAAAAACAAUGAGGCAAUCAUUGUUAAUUAACAAUUAUAUGGUUUCAUUGAAUAACACUUGUUAAAAUACAUGAUGUAAUACAAAAUAAACAAUUUAUGUACAUUACAUCACAUGCCUGUAAAGGGCGCCAAAGGCCUGGUAAUUGCUGCUGUUACAGUUACAGGACGAUCAAAUCCUUGUGUAAUAAUGACCAAACAUUUAGGCUAAUUCAAAUAUCCACUUAAUCUUUCAUUUUUGGCCACCUUUUUGCGAUAGAAAUGCUACAGCCUCUAUAAUUUCUUCAACAAAAACAUGUUGACAUCACAACCCUUACAAAAAUUAACCAUGGUUUUAUCAUAGUAAAACUGCUUAAUUCUCUUUUGCGUGAUUUCUGAAUGCUUGAGACUUUAAAAUCAAUCAAACAACUGUAUUUAUAAAAUCGUAGCCAGCCAUAGGUAACUGUCUAGAGCUACAAUUGUAUUGUCAUUUGUAAAUAAUAUAAUUUAAUUACUAUUUAUUUAUUUAUUAACUUAUAGCUUUUAUUAAAGUUCUAUUUUAACCCCUAUAUGUUUUUUAUUAUUAUUAUUUUUACCUCCAUAAUAUUUGACGGAGGGGGCACAACAAUACAAUUCUGCUUGGGGCACCCAUUUGGCCAGCAGCGGCCCUGAUGAUUUAAUGAGCCGGUUCUUUUUAGUGAAUCAAGGUUACAUCGCGAUCAGUGAAGUUUGAUUCUCGAGGGAAUGAUUCUCAUGAGCCGGUUCUUUUCAAUGAAUCAUAAAGUUACAUCGUGACUAGUGAUGCUCGAUUAUCGAACGAAAUAGGCUUUCGAUUCUCGAGUGAAUGACUCUUAUGAGUGGGUUCGUUUUAGUGAAUUACAAACAAUCUCAAGUAAUAGGACUUAAUAAAUCAUUAAUAUCAGACUCUAUUAACUAAGAACCGAUAAGGCAUUAUGUUUUUCUUAAAAUUAGUGAGAACCCGAUUGAUUGUUCAUAUGACAAAGUAUAGUUAAAAAAAAAAAAAAAACACAUUAAGUUUUUUUGUACUGCAUUUUCAUGUAUUGUUUCAUCAAAACAAUAAUUAGUGCAACUGUUAAUUGAACAGUUUAAAUAGCUUACGUUUCCAUUCCCUAGAUAUAAAGAUGGCACUUGCAGUCCUUUUUUACAUGGUGCUUUAUUGCAAUGUGUUGCAUUCUCACAUUCAUGGAUGUUAUAGAGAUUUGUUAGUCAAAGCAUAAUUUCCUUCAAGGUAUGUAUCUUCACCUUGGAAAAGCAACAAAGGGGCCAUAUGCACGAGGUGUGAGUGAAUGUUUCUUGUUUGUCUGAGUGUAAGUGUAUGCAUGUGUGUGUGUGUGUUUAUGUAUGUGUGUAAACUUCAAAUCUCAGUUUUGAGCAGCCACAUAAUUCCAUGAAAUGGACAAGAAAAAUAAGACUGAUUCAGUAGAUGCGAAACACAGUUUUGCAGCCCGCAGGACAAUCCUGCAGGUGCUGGACCCAGCAUGUGACUGAUUGUCUACAACGUCCUAAGAAAGGUAGGAUUCUCCAGAUAAACCUGGAUAUAGAGAAAACAAAAAAACAAAAUAAAAACAUGACAAAACAUGCAGAAGUCUCCCAGAUACAUCUUCAUUCAUAAUGUCCCACACACAGCUGCAAUGAUACCUUUUAAGAAAAAAAAAUUCACAAGUAUUAUACAAAACUGGACAAAAUGAGUAAAAUGUAUAUAUCUAUAUAUAUUUGUUUAUUUAUAUUAAUUUUACAGGUGAAAAGUGGAACCUUGCCUUGAAGGAACGAGUGCCGCUUCAGUGGAGCUACAAACACAUGACUUCCCUUCACCAAUACAACUAAUAUCUGUAUAUUAAUAAGGCAGCACUUACAAUAUGCGAAAAAUCUCAGGUAAACAGUAGCUACUGUAGAUGAUACCAUGUAGAGAUGACAUCUGAAUGACAAGGAGAGUGUGUGGUGGUCGAAAUGUAGGAUUCACUACUAUGACUAUGAAAUGCAGAUUGUACGAGUUUGCAUAAAUGGUUCUUAGCACUUGGCACUGAGCGUGCGGGGCCUGAACUACGAUACAGACCGCGAUGAGCAGAAAGCAGAGGUCGAUGAGGAAUGUCUUCAAAAGAUAAAGCCAGGAGGUCUGAACGCGAGCGCGCUGGCUAACAGAACGGGGCAAAGGGGAGGUGGAGCACCUGAAGAAGAUAGGCAUAGUUAGAUCUACGGUUCUGCAGCAGAAAAAACACCCAUGUAGCAAAGGCUCCGCUACCCUGCUCUGUUAAGGGAUCCAAUGGUGAGGGCCUGACAAGCCAAGUUCUUCCUGAAGAACCUGAGACGCGUUUAGAUUUUUUUCCGAGGAAAGCGAAAUGGCAUUUCACUUUGCGAAAAUACAUUCAGGGGGUAUUUGUUUUUGUCUUCGUCUUUUUUUCUUUUUUUCCCGAACAUGAUGCUAUUGUCUGAUUUAAACAUGGCCUCUUUCCUUGUAAUUCAUGUAUAAAGUGCAAAACUAGAUUGUAUUCCUUGCAAGUUCCUGGUACAUUUAGCUUUUUAGUAAAAAACGUCAUGUAAAAUACAGCAAAAGUCUUACAAAGGUCAGUAUAAGAAAAUCCUCAUAAACAAGAAAACGUUCAUCAAACGGUGAGGAGCAGUCCUCUAUGCUGAAAAUAUGUACAAGAGGCACCUCAAAUUUGGUAUAAAGAAUCCAGCUAAAUAAAUUCAAAUAUCUAAGUAUAGUUGCAUCAGUAUGGUUUUCUCACUUUUAGCCCGAGUAGCUCAAAACCACUUGUUUCGAGCUACAAAUGAUGUAUAUCCUUGAGUUUAAAAACAAAAUAGAGGAAAAACAGGAGAUAUUUGUUAGCAUGCAUUUCUGGAAUACUGCAUUCAAAGCAAUAAUCCGUUUUGAGUGUCAGUUUUAAAACAAAAGCCAAAUGCUUUUUAUUUAACCUCUAAAGGUGCAUAGCUAGCGGUUAGAAAUCUGUCUUCCUGAAAACAGUGACUAAAGUUCCUCCCGAAGAGGCAUUUGCAUGUUUGGUAGAUCAGUAGCAACGGGGGAACAUCUGAAGAAAUUCGCUACUGAACGUCUUUGAAAAUAAUCAAACCAGCUAGGGAAAUAAUGUCCAAAAAGUAAAGACAAAAUGGUAGUGUUAUAUGGGACGCCUAUUCAGGAAAAACUCGAUGCUACAUUUGUCCAAUUGCAUGAACCUUGCAUAUGAUAUGGAUUUUUUAGUAUCUUGAAGCUUUGGUCAUAUUUCCGUUCUUGUCUUAAGAGCGUUUACACAUGGCAAAAACUACAUCAGGCAGUUGACAAAACCCCACUACAAUAAGCCGGUGCUGUUCCCAAACCAAGGUUCCACUUUGUCAGAGCUGUUUAAACUUUGACAACAGAGAAAUUAAAUAAUAUGGCCUUUUUUUUUUUUUAAAUUAACCCGUACAAAAGCCAGUCCAUGCUGCUUCUCCCUCAGCAAAGUCACAUUCAGCAGUCGCUAAACCAUUCUCACAUAUAGAGCAAUCUCAACACCCACAGGAAAAGUUGCAGGUAUUCCAAAAAAAUGAAAAAAAAAAAAAAAAAAAAAAGAGAAAGAAAAAAGAAAAUCAAAA
This is a messenger RNA of Onychostoma macrolepis, 5172 nucleotides long. It is a transcript of the gene ptrhd1, whose product is annotated as peptidyl-tRNA hydrolase domain containing 1. Gene Ontology annotation, molecular function: peptidyl-tRNA hydrolase activity. The record is from RefSeq and is a predicted model, not a curated record. The transcript is spliced from 2 exons. The coding region runs from base 95 to 475 and encodes 126 amino acids. Lineage: Eukaryota; Metazoa; Chordata; Actinopteri; Cypriniformes; Cyprinidae.